Prosopis cineraria is the source of this 2747-nucleotide messenger RNA. RefSeq names its product transcription factor MYB60-like. Bases 1453 to 2451 code for a protein of 332 amino acids. The record is from RefSeq and is a predicted model, not a curated record. The transcript is spliced from 4 exons. Gene Ontology annotation, biological process: response to auxin. NCBI's taxonomy places the organism in Eukaryota, Viridiplantae, Streptophyta, Magnoliopsida, Fabales, Fabaceae.
AUAUAUCGAAACCCUUUGAUCGAGCCCUUUGCUCUAUGUCAAUAAUAAUAAGAAACUUUAAAAAAAUUCUUGGCCUUGAAAAGAGAAACUUCAACAAGAGAUUCUCAAUGACCUACUGAUUGGGAUUAAUUUUGCUUCGUAUGCACGGUCGUCUGUUGCUUUGUACUCAAAUUAAAAACAUCCUUCAAAAUUUUUGUAUGAUUUUUUCGGUUUUAGGGGACUUUUAUAGGGAACAAGUGUAUGAUGGCACAUGUUGACCGACACACAAUUAUAUGCGUAUAAGUAUCUUUCCAGUAUUCCGCAAUGAACUAAGUAUAAGGAUGGCAAUAGGAGUACAAACGUGACGAUUGAAUCAUGAUUUACACAUCCAAACCCUUAUUCUAGUCAGUGAAGCCUCACAUCGAAACACCGGAGAACGUACCAUGUAGUUCUAAACUGACUCUUUGUUUGUUUGUUUGGUAGUUGAAUUUAUUUAUGGUCUGUUCGACUUUCUUAAAGAAUCACUCUUGAUUUGGCCUUUGUUUUCGAUAUUGGUUUGGUUAUCUCAAAACUUAUAAAAGCGUAUUUUAUAAUUCUACUAAUAUAUAAAAAUCUUGACGGCAAUCGAACGAAAAUAAUAAUAAUAAUAAUAAAAAGUGAAAUUGAUCUUCGAACAAAUCGAGCUCUCUGUGUAGGUAAAGAGGACCGGUUUCCCUGCCCCUCAAAGAAAAGUGUCAUCUCUCUGCACUGGUGCCUGGAAUUUGCUGAAAAGAAGAGUGAAGCCAAUGACCUCUUGACAAGAAAAUCUCUAAUCAUUUCAGCCCGACGAUUAAAAUCUCUGCAUGGUUUCAUUUAUUAUAGCUGUUCCACUAAAUUUCAGCAGUACUCAGCAUUCAAUACGCUCUUUAUAAGGAAGACAAAACCCAAAAAAAAAAAAAAAAUUGAAAAAUGAUGUCAAACUGCGUAAUGAGUUUGACUGGUUCCAGUUGAUUUUCUGUCAGUGAUCUCCCUCACUACUCAUAAAUCAAAAAGUAAACUAAGGAGUGCUCAAAUGGCAAGGAUCCCACGCAUACACUUUAAUCACGUAAAUGGGAAUAAUGUGCAGACUAGACGGAUAAUCAACCUCAGAGCGACAUGAUUAUGAGAAAAAUAAAGUGAGGGGAAAAUGAAAUUUCCUGGCUUUGCUGACGAGCCGUGGCGCCACGUGACUCAGAAAAGGAGAAAGAGAGAGAAAAUGCCGAAACUCCUCUCGCUGACUUUGGUUCCUAUAUUGACUACGUAAUAAAGUUAAAGGUUGAAGGCAAUAAAAGGGUCAGGUAGAUGAGUGAGUGUAAAAAUAAAGUGGCUCCUCUACUUUCUAGCCAUCGCGUAUAUAAGCAGCACUCACAUGUAGUGCUAUCAUGUGAAAGCUUCUAUAUUGCAAAGUUUUGCCUGAAAACAAAAGGAGGGUGAGACAGAGUGGAGAUUGCAGCCAUGGGAAGACCUCCUUGCUGUGACAAAGUUGGGAUCAAGAAGGGCCCUUGGACGCCUGAGGAAGAUAUCAUCCUUGUUUCUUACAUCCAAGAGCAUGGCCCUGGAAAUUGGAGAUCAGUGCCUACUAAUACUGGGUUGUCAAGGUGCAGCAAAAGUUGCAGGCUGAGAUGGACUAACUACCUCAGGCCAGGAAUCAAGAGAGGGAACUUCACACCUCAUGAGGAAGGAAUGAUCAUUCAUUUGCAGGCUCUUCUAGGAAACAAAUGGGCAGCCAUAGCUUCGUACCUACCACAAAGAACAGAUAAUGAUAUAAAGAAUUAUUGGAACACACAUCUAAAGAAGAAGCUGAAGAAAUUUCAAGCAGCCUUGGACCCCCACCUUGUGUCACCGGACUCUACCUCUGCUCAGUUUGUAUCCAAGAGUUUUCACGACAGGAGUACAAGUUUAGAUAUGAGCAGCACUUCAUCUCUUAGACUUGGUCAAUCACAGUCUCAGACUCAGACUCAGACUCAGUCUCAGUCCUCCUCCUCCACCUAUGCCUCAAGCACUGAAAACAUCUCACGCCUCUUGCAAGGUUGGAUGAGAUCAUCCCCAAAGACAGACACUAGUCUUCUCCAAGUAACCAAAGACAGAGAGCUUCAAAGCAACAACAUUAACAGCUUCGAAAACAGUAAGCCGAUGGUGAAGUCAGCAUCAGUACCUGCUGCCUUAAACUUUGCGUUCUAUCAUCAAGCCAAAGAUGAGCAAGAGGGUGGAGAUAUGGUGUCCCAUGAAGAGUUUGAUUCCAUCUUGUCGUUUGAGAACCUAAACAAUGUUGCUUGGGACAAGUCCACUUGUGAUUCUGUGCCUGACAAGAGUUCUGAAGCUGCAAUUGACAAGGUUCAUGAUAAGCAGAGAUCAGAUAGCUGUAGUGCUCCUCCAUUAUCGUAUCUUGAGAAGUGGCUGUUUGAGGAAAAUGUGGGCCACGAAGAGAUGAUGGAACUAUCCCCUAUGUUCUGACACAGCAGCAACAUAAGAUCAAUCCCUGAUAAUUAUUCUGGGGUAUGACAAUUCAAAAACAUGACCAAUCAGAGAGGAAAGGACGGGAGAAAAGAAAGGAAAAAAGUUAGGAUUUUUAUUUUAUAUAUGAUGAGGGUCUUCUAGUUAUGGCCUCUCUCCUUCAACAUGUAACUUAGUUUAUGAAUGAUUUAUCUCAAGCAAGCUUAGUGAAUUAAUUAACCCUGCUCACUGCCUUGUAAAAAAACUAAAUGUUUACUUGAGCUUGAGCCCAAAUAAUAAAUAAUUUAUUGAUAUUC